AUGCCUUUUUUUCCGAUGGCCCAGCAUGCAUAGCGCUCAUCACAUCUCUUCCUUGUUACGAAUUGCUGGACAAGCUGGUUACAUUCCGUCUACUUCCUCGUUUAUUUUUUUUUUUUUAUCUUACACAGAGGGAAAACACAUCGUUUAAUUUCUGAAAGUCUGCCUCCACAAUUUUCUUUUCGGUUGUUUGAGGCGUUUCUACAAGAUGUCCAAGCCGCCACCCAAGCCAGCGAAACCAGGACAGGUCAAAGUAUUCAGAGCCCUGUUUACAUUUGAACCAAGAACUCCUGAUGAAUUGUAUUUUGAAGAAGGAGACAUAUUGUACAUUUCCGAUACGAGUGAUAGCAACUGGUGGAAAGGGACCUGUAAAGGCAGGACGGGGCUAAUUCCAAGCAAUUAUGUUGCAGAGCAGGCAGAAACAAUAGACAAUCCAAUGCACGAAGCUGCCAAAAGAGGUAACCUGAGCUGGUUAAGAGAAUGCUUGGAUAACGGAGUUGGCAUCAAUGGUCUUGACAAAGCUGGAAAUACUGCUCUUUAUUGGGGGUGUCACGGUGGGCACAAAGAUGUAGUAGAGGUGUUACUUGGACAAGCUAAUAUCGAACUUAAUCAACAGAAUAAGCUUGGAGACACACCUUUGCACGCUGCUGCUUGGAAGGGCUACUCGGAUAUUGUAGAGAUGUUGCUCAAUAAAGGUCCAAGAACAGAUAUAUUAAAUAAUGAGAAGAAACUGGCCCUAGAUAUGGCUACAAAUGCACAGUGUGCAUCCCUGCUUAAAAGGAAACAAGGAUCAAAUAUCAUACGGACUGCAAGCAAUGCAGAAGAAUACUUGGAUGAUGAGGACUCUGAUUAAAUGAUAACUUUCAUGAUGUUGCUGUGUUUUAUAAACAAAUAAUGCAUUCCAAAGUUUGAAACUUUAUUUUUUUUGCUUUAAGGAACACGGUAAUUACAUUUAAAAUGCUUUUCCAAAUCUGUAUGUAAAAAAUAAUGCAUGGACCAGAUUUCUCAUCUCCAAAUUGAAGUGACUAUUAUAACAAAAAAAAAAAAAAAACUUAUACCUGUAGUGCCUUAAAAAUUUAAACUGUUUGUAUAUAUUCUUAAAAAAUUAAAUUAAAUUGUUCUAAUUAACCUUCAUUCCAUUAAUAGUCAAGCAUUUAAAAAAAUAAAUAUUUCAAACCUU
This is a messenger RNA of Acipenser ruthenus (sterlet), 1177 nucleotides long. RefSeq names its product osteoclast-stimulating factor 1. The record is from RefSeq and is a predicted model, not a curated record. Gene Ontology annotation, biological process: signal transduction. The coding region runs from base 206 to 850 and encodes 214 amino acids. Gene Ontology annotation, molecular function: protein binding. Lineage: Eukaryota; Metazoa; Chordata; Actinopteri; Acipenseriformes; Acipenseridae. The transcript has 10 exons.